CCGUACCUUUUAGUGCCGGCCCUCACAGAACGUCAGGACGGGAGGUGCCAACCUUCUGCAGCCACCUGAUCGGGCGUCACACAAAAGACGUAGGCUAUUCGCUUAGCUGCGCACUUUUCAAGAAUCAUGGCCGCCGACCGACCCAACGCAGCUCGAUCCCUCACCUCCCCGCCCACCAUGAGUCCAAACGGCCACUUUGCGGGAGCUGAUGGGGGACUGUCCAAGGACGACUUCGAACAUGGCGUCCAAAUCAUCAACUCGGACAAGGAGUUCAACGCCAACUUGGGCCAAUACUUGCAGUUCGAGAACAUCACCAAGGCCGGCUUCAACUACCACCUCAUCUCCGUGUUCGGCAGUCAGAGUACAGGCAAGAGCACUCUGCUCAACUAUUUGUUUGGGACACAAUUUGGGGUGAUGAACGAGCAGCAGCGACAGCAGACAACGAAGGGAAUAUGGAUGUCGCGCAACAAGAAAGAGCAUGCUGGAGAAGAAGGCGCAAUGGCUGCCAACAUCUUGGUCAUGGACGUCGAGGGCACAGACGGGCGAGAACGAGGAGAGGACCAGGACUUCGAGCGCAAAAGUGCCUUGUUCGCGCUGGCGACAAGUGAGGUACUCAUUGUGAAUAUUUGGGAACACCAGGUCGGAUUGUAUCAGGGAGCGAAUAUGGGCCUUCUCAAGACUGUCUUCGAGGUUAACCUCCAGCUCUUCCUGAAGGACUCGAAAAGUGUAUCCCGCACAUUACUCUUCUUCGUCAUUCGAGAUCACUUGGGCACUACUCCGCUGGAGAACCUCAAACUCACGCUCCUCCAAGACCUCUCGAGGAUAUGGUCAACGCUUUCGAAACCGCCAGGGCUGGAAAAGAGCCAGAUCGAAGACUACUUCGAUUUUGCAUUCGUUGCCCUGCCACACAAGAUCCUGAUGCCGGAGAAGUUUGAGCAGGAGGUGGCAAAGUUGGGCACGCGAUUCCGUGAAGGCUUCAAGGACCCCAGGAAAGCUGGCCUUAUUGAUAAUGAGCCUAUAUUGUUGCCCGAGUAUCAUCGACGUAUUCCUGCCGACGGCUUCCCCAUGUAUGCCGAAGGCGUCUGGGAGCAGAUCGAUAACAACAAGGACCUCGAUCUGCCUACCCAACAAGAGCUGUUGGCUCAAUUCCGUUGCGAUGAAAUCUCCAAGGAGGUAUUGAUACCGUUCGACGAGGCGAUCGCGCCUUUGGAAGAGCUUCAGAACAGUGCAGUUGCAGCAGGGAAGCCAACCGUCCUUGUUGACCUUGGGAUGAAGUUGAUCGGCGCGAGGAAAUUGGUUCUCGGAAGUUUCGAAGAAGAGGCUAGCAGGUACCACAAAGGGGUGUUUAAGAGAAAACAGGCCGAGCUUGAGACCAAGGUCGAUGGCAGACUCAAGACCCUUUUCAUUGGACAACUCAGCGCUGCGCACAAGUCAGGUGUCCAUGACUUUUCAGAGGCAGUGUCUUCUGCUGUCAAAACAGGCCAGAAGAAGGGGUCAAACUAUGAUUUCCACCAAAUCGUCACUUCUGAGAAAGAAAAGGCAUUGGAUCGAUUUGAGACACAAGCUAAGACGUCCCUGGUGGAAGGCACAUCCUGGAGCGACUACAAGCAGCAGCUGAACCUCUUCCGCAAGGAUCUAGAUGAAGUCAGUGCUCGCCUAAGACAAGACGAAAUGAGGCGCCUCGCCACAAGAAGCGAGAGAUGGGUACGAAGUAAGCUCAGUGAGAGUGUCGGAGUAGAAUUCAACAAGCUUGGAUCCGGGCGUGCUGGAUCUGGUGCCCCAGCUGAUGGCGAGAAGCCUACCGAGAAGGAUCUCUGGGACCGAAUAUGGGCUGUGUUCACUGAUACGGUUUCUCACGCGGAGACACGAUUUACCGAUCGCGCACGCAGCUUCGAUGCGAGUCCUGAUGAGGUCGAGGUUGGGCUGUGGCGACUUCGCCGUAAGUCAUGGGGAGCACUGCGUGACAAGAUCGACGAGGAGCUCAUGGAGGGCAAUCUGUUACUGAAGCUGCGCGAGAACUUUGAAGAUAAAUUCCGCUACGACGAGGAAGGAGUUCCAAGAAUAUGGCGUCCUACCGAUGAUAUCGAAAGCAUGUACACCAAAGCUCGGGAAAGCACACUGACCUUGGUCCCUCUCCUCGCAAGGUUCAAAUUAUCACGAACAUCUGCUCCACCACCACUUGACGCCUGGAUUGGCGAGCCGCCAAGCACAGUCACGCCGGCUGAUGAGGAGGAUCUUCACCCAAUUGGAGGCGUCGACGAAGACGAAGGCAAGACUUUGGAGGAGGAAAUGACAGUCAUCAGCGAUGCUAAGCAGCAAGAUCUGUCAACACGCUUCAAGAAGACCGCAGAUGGCGUCUACGUCGAAGCCAAGCGUAGUGCCAUUGGCGGCAUCACGCAAGUGCCUUUGUACUUCUACGGCCUGUUGUUAGCGCUCGGCUGGAACGAGAUCGUGGCAGUGCUGCGCAACCCAGUAUACUUCAUCUUCCUCAUCCUUCUCGGCGUAGGCGCCUAUGUCACCUACACCCUCAACCUAUGGGGUCCGAUGCUUCAAAUGACCAACGCAGCAUCCGCACAAGGCCUCGAAAUCUUCAAAGCAAAAUUACGAGAUUUCCUGGAGAAUUCCGAAACUGGUCGACAAGCUAUUGGUAUGAGCGCCAAAGCCGGUGCGCCGAUCAAUCUGGAUGCAUUGAAUAGCAAUGGAACGACCAAAGCUCGAGCCUCGCAGGAGGAAGAGGUCGAUGAGAUUUAGAAGUAUCCGACAAGGGGCGGCUUUGUUGGCAAUGGGCGGGCAUAUUGAAAUAGCGUUUUCGAGAGGGGGUUUCUUGCAUAGCGGACAGUGUCAGCAUGUUCGUCGACUUUUCCAGCAGCACUACUUGUAGCAUGACAUGGCUGCGUGACAGUGGAAGGGUUGGAAAGACACGUUAGUCAGGAGAUAGAAUGAUAUUCUAGUAUGGCUUUUCCACAC
This is a messenger RNA of Cercospora beticola, 2967 nucleotides long. It is a transcript of the gene SEY1, whose product is annotated as dynamin-like GTPase SEY1. Gene Ontology annotation, molecular function: GTPase activity; GTP binding. Gene Ontology annotation, cellular component: endoplasmic reticulum. Lineage: Eukaryota; Fungi; Ascomycota; Dothideomycetes; Mycosphaerellales; Mycosphaerellaceae. The record is from RefSeq and is a predicted model, not a curated record. Gene Ontology annotation, biological process: endoplasmic reticulum membrane fusion.